This is a messenger RNA of Tarenaya hassleriana, 1127 nucleotides long. RefSeq names its product VQ motif-containing protein 19-like. The coding region runs from base 330 to 938 and encodes 202 amino acids. The transcript has a single exon. NCBI's taxonomy places the organism in Eukaryota, Viridiplantae, Streptophyta, Magnoliopsida, Brassicales, Cleomaceae. The record is from RefSeq and is a predicted model, not a curated record.
UUACUUUCAAAAUCCAGGGGAAAAAAACAUUUUCAAUGUAGGGUGAAUUAAUAGCUAUGCAGCAUUAUUAAAUCUGGCAUAUAUUUUAAAAUUGCCUAAUAAAACAAUUUUUUUUAUUCCCUAGGCAACAAUCUUCAUGACAACUUUUUUUUUUCGCUCUUCGUUAAAGAAAGGUGGCAGAUUAAAGAAGCCAGCCAAUGGAGCUGCUCCUUUUAUAAACCCUAAACCCCAAAGGCACUUUCAAAGCUAGAGAGAGAGAGUGAGUUCGUUGAAGAAGAAGACACACACACAUAUAUUGCAAUAACUCAAUCGAUCUAGAAGCUUCCGAAAUGAACUUAUCGAUGGUGAGUUCAACGAAACCAGAAGAUUCCAGAAACUUAUCUUCUUCUUCUUCUUCUUCCAAUAAUGUCGCUGGAUCUCUACACCGUCACAUCAUCACCAGAUCUGAUCACUGUCCGACAACCUUCGUCCAAGCCGACACUUCCUCCUUCAAACAUGUCGUCCAGAUGCUCACCGGCUCAUCCCCUCCCACAUCCCCAGAUCCACCUCCUCCGCCGAAGAAACAGACGGGAUACAAGCUCUACGAGCGGAGACAUAACAUCAAGAACAGCCUCAUGAUCAACACCCUCAUGAUCCGCGGCGGCGGCGGCGGAGGAUUUAGCGGUAGUACGGGAAUUUCACCGAGGAAUCGGGAGAUUUUGUCGCCGAGCUGUCUGGAUUUCCCGAAGCUUGGUCUGAACAGCCCCGUAACGCCGCUGAAGAACGAAGGAGACCUGUUCGACAAGACGUCGCCAUUGUCGGAGGAAGAGAGAGCGAUUGCGGAGAAGGGUUUUUAUCUGCAUCCAUCUCCGAUUCCUACACCCCGAGAUUCGGACCCGCAGCUGCUCCCUCUUUUCCCAGUGACUUCCCCUAGAGUCUCGCCGGAGGAAUCUAAUUGAUUGAUAUAAGGGGAGGAGAGAGAAAGAGACGUGUGCAAUUUUACUGCGGCUGUAAUAUCUUUUUACCUUCGUGAUAUGGUUAAGAAGUAUUUUCAGUCCCACUUCUUUAUACUAUUUGCAAAACGUGACUAUAAAAAAUAAACGAUCAGUUUCGUCCCCAACAGUUUGUUCUUCCGAGGGCACAUUAGA